GUUUUCCCAUUUCUCAAACGUUUGAGCUUCAUGUUUUUACUUCACCAACUCAUUUAGGACAGCUAAUUCUUGCCAACUUUUCCAUUGAACGACGCAAUGGUAGUUAUUUUCUCAAAAAGCUUGUUGGAGAUGCAUCUUCGUUCAGUCCGGAACAUCCGACGAACUUAUCCGUGGAUAAAACAGGCGGUAUACAUGAGGAUCUGAAGCAACAUUUAGCCUCAUCUUCUCUCCCCUAUCAUGGAUCGGAGAUGAAUUCGACCUGUUCUCGUUCAGCGGUCGGUGAAUCCGAGCACUGGACAGUCGCGAUGGACGUGAUGGAUUCCGUUCCUCAGAAUCUAUCUACUGUGGGUCACCACGCUUGGAAUUUCUCUCAAGAAGAAAGCUUAGAACAUGCACAAGUGGAGGAUUUAUCGGUGACAGAGAAACCCAUGGAUGCUACACUACCCCGAUCGCAGCUAAGUGGAACUCGUGGUGGUCCAGUUGUGAGUCCUAGCAAGUCGCGUGAUGCCGACGAUUCUGGGGUCCUCAGUCAGUUUGUUAAGUCCGUAUUGAAAGAACAUGAGUCGCGAAACGGCGCGGAUGCAGAUGUUGUCGUGUCCGGGAACAACUUAUCCGAAUUGCAGCGGUUUGUCAAGCGACUAAAAACGUAUCGCCAUUCGGUUGGACUAUCCCAAUAUCAACUGAGCUGUGAAUUGGCGAGACACUAUGACCAACAGACAAUGUUCAGCCAGUCCCUGUUAUCACGGUACGUAUUCCGCUUUGGACCCGAACAAUAA
Messenger RNA from Echinostoma caproni, 776 nucleotides. The record is from the annotation of a GenBank genome assembly. NCBI's taxonomy places the organism in Eukaryota, Metazoa, Platyhelminthes, Trematoda, Plagiorchiida, Echinostomatidae.